GCCGCUUUUGCCUCCAAGUCGCCGCAUCCACACAAUCGCUCCUCUUGUCUGGAUCCAGGGUAAAUACGGCUUCUGUGCUUUAUUUGGCCUCUGAACAAUUCCAUUGCCUAGAUUGGUGCCUAAAGCUCGCCUGCCUCGUCUUGAAGGUUCUCCCCUCCUUUUGCAUGCCUGUGCAAUUGUGCAUUUAGCGGCACGGCGAAUGCAACAUCAGAGAUCCAUCAUAACGACAGAACGAACUCGGGCGCAUACAUUGAGGUCUUUUCAAGUCUUUUAAACCAUGACGCAAUUAACAAUGCCUCUGUUUGAGGUAUCACAUAACGUCAGAGAGUCGGAAUCCUCUAAUCGAAAGAGAAAUCACGAUGAGUUCUCUGCUGAAGCAGGCAAAGCUGAACUGGCAGAAGAUGUUAAGAACAUCCCGCCCGUGAGCAUACAAGAGCCUGAAGAUGACUCAGCCCAGUGUCUAUCCUCUCCUUUAUCCUCUCCAGCUCUAUCAGAAGUUCUAGGCGACGACACGCUAUUAGCAAACGAUCUAAUCUCACUGUCAACAUCGUCAGAAUCCACAAAACAAGAGACAUCAGGGUCAUCCGCGCUGCAGCAAUCAAGUUCGAAAUCUGCUACAAAUGCCAAUCCGCCCCCGAAGCGGAAGCGUCUAACUCCAGCAGAAAAAGAAGCCCGGGAUAAGGAGCUUGUCGAGAGGAAGAAGGAGCGCGAGGAGAAGGCAGUGGCUCAAGCGGCCGGAAAAGCUGCUGACAAGGCCAAGAAAGAUGAAGAAAAGGCCAAAAAAGAAGAGGAAAAAGCAGCAAGAGCAAAGGAAAAGGAGGAAAAGCGAAAGUUGAAAGAAGAAGAGGAUCGUGCCAAGGCUGACAAGAAGCGAAAGAAGGAAGAGGAGCUGCAGCGCAUUCAGGAGGAAAAGGACCGAAAGGCUAGAAGUCAGAAGACACUGGGAAGCUUCUUCAAGAUCCCCAGUACCCCUAAGAAAGCCGAAACAGAUGAUGCGGCAAAAGAUAAUAGCCCCGCCAAGAUCAAUUCAUCGGCGGCAGAGGGAAAACCAACAAACUCGGAAUAUUCAAAGAUGUUCAAACCGUUCUUCGUCAAAGCAAACGCCCGAUUAGCACCCAUGGUAUCACAAAUGGAUAAGACGAUACAAGAAGCGAAAUCAAAGGCCUUGGACGACUAUAUCGCGAACCAGCAGCAGAACAACGGUGCCCCUCUCAAAUUCGAUCCUGUGGAUGUCUUUUCCUUCUCGAAUCUUCCUCCACCUCGCGGUAAACUGCAUCAGCCGGUUCGGCACAUAAUGGAGACUGCAUAUAAGGCUGCACAAAACUCAGAAAAGAACGGCAGUGCAGAUGCUAGCAACAUUUUCACCCAAGUCCGAACGGGACUGAGCAAGAUUCCUCUGAAAGUAAUUGCCUUCUCCCAGGACGUGCGCCCGCCUUACUACGGUACAGUGACAUUUAAAGCUUUUGCCCUCGGCAAAGGAAAUAUGUAUAAGCUGGCGAGAAGAUCUAUGCACCGUCGACUGCCUCUGGACUAUGAGUAUGACUCUGAAGCCGAAUGGCAGGAUGAAGAAGAGGGCGAGGAUCUUGACAUGGAGGACGAGGAAGAAGAGCAGGAUGAUGAGGACGACAUGGAUGGCUUUCUCGACGAUUCUGAGGAUGUUGGUGUCUCCAGAAGAAUAUUUGCGGAUACUCUGCAGCCCGACAUCGUAGGCCCAUUUUUUGAGGGCCAGAAUCGAAAGGGCUCAGCCUUGGCAUUACACGAGAAGAAGAUGGAAUUCAUCCAUGAAGGAUUUGAUAUGCAAUGGGACAUUGACCCCUUUUCAACUAAAUAUUGGGAGCUAGAGCCUGCUACGAAGGCUCCCAAGGGCAAGGCCCCAAAGACUAUUAAAUCUGAAAACGAUGCCAAAGCUCUUCCACCAGUCCCAACAAACGCCUUCGCCGCGCUGGGCAGUGCGGGUAAUUCGAACUCAGCCCCGGGCAAGUUGGUCAAACCUGAGCUUUUGAACGGAGUCAAGCAGGCCAUUCUAGACAACAAAGCUCUUUCCAAGGUCGGCAUUGUUGAUUUCAUCUUCCAUCAGUUUAGAGAUAGCGCCUCUCGGUUGGAAGUCAAAAACACCAUUGAGCAUGUUGCGGAAAAGAAAGGUGCCGGUCGAAUCAAGGAAUGGGAGCUGAAACCCGGCCAUGAAAUCACCCUAUGAGGCGAGGUAAUAUCUUUGAAGGUCGCGGGCGGCAUUCUCGUGUUACGAUUUGACGAUCCAACUUAGCAUGGAGUUUUUUUGGACGAUACUAGAUUAAGCCAGUUAUUUUGAGAGUUUUCAAAAGCUGGUCGUGAGUUUUGGGCCGGGCUUAUUUGUUUGCAUGGCAUGGCUCAAGGGAGCUGCAUUUUAUUGAGCAUACGGUUUGGCAUGUAUUGUAUCUAGGGAGUAGCAAGCAAAAAUUCUAUUUGGGGUGCUGAAUGGCGGCACCACUGGCUUUCUCUCUUUGGGGAAAUAUACUCUGCA
This is a messenger RNA of Trichoderma atroviride IMI 206040, 2500 nucleotides long. RefSeq lists its product as uncharacterized. Gene Ontology annotation, cellular component: nucleus; CAF-1 complex. NCBI's taxonomy places the organism in Eukaryota, Fungi, Ascomycota, Sordariomycetes, Hypocreales, Hypocreaceae. Gene Ontology annotation, biological process: nucleosome assembly. The record is from RefSeq and is a predicted model, not a curated record.